Messenger RNA from Trypanosoma cruzi, 1101 nucleotides. RefSeq lists its product as uncharacterized. The coding region runs from base 1 to 1101 and encodes 366 amino acids. Gene Ontology annotation, molecular function: protein binding. NCBI's taxonomy places the organism in Eukaryota, Euglenozoa, Kinetoplastea, Trypanosomatida, Trypanosomatidae. The transcript has a single exon. The record is from RefSeq and is a predicted model, not a curated record.
AUGACAACGAUGCUUCUUUCGGUUCCCCAGGCACAUAGUGAAGUUAUUACGUCUCUGCAGUUUUCCCCUCAUCACGUUUCUGUCUUCUGCUCCACAUCGGGGGAUGACACCGCGGCGUUGUGGGAUUGGCGUCAGGCCACAGCUGGCCAUGAAAUCGCACGCCUCACACACCACCAGGGUCCUGUGAACCACGCCCUGUUUCUGCAGGAAGACGAAAGGAUGUUACUGACGGCGUCCGAUGACCGCACGAUUGCUUACUGGGACGCACGUGAAUUGAGCGCGCCGGUCGGGAAUAUUCGCGGUUUCGGGGACGGAAUCAAUAAAAUGUUGAGAAUUCCCGCGCCCGGUACAAACGGCGGUUGUAAUUGGCUGCUGGCAAGCGCCUGCGAUGACGGCAUGGUGUACAUUUACUCACUUGGGCCGGAGAAUGUUCCGCAGCGGAACGACCAACAGGGAAGAGGGGCGAAUGCUUCAAACACGGCUGCUAUCGGAACGAUGGUGGAUCGUUUCUGGGCAGCGACGAGCACCGUAAACGAUCUGGCGUUAUCCCCUAACCCGGGCUUGCUGCUUACGGCAUCGGAGGAUUGUGCGGUGCGGCUGUGGAACAUCGUUGCGGAUAUGCGGGUGACAACGGAGGAUCGACUUGUAGCCUCCUUUGAGGAAUUUGAUAAUCCUGUUAACCAAAUUGCCGUGGUUCACAGCGAGGCGCAGCCUGAGGGGCAUCCGCGGCCGGAAUCGGGCUUUUGGCUCUACGCCGCCUGCUCGGAGGUUGUGUUUGCCGUCGACAUUGAUCCUGUGACCGGGGCGUUUGGGGAUGCCGCCCGCACCUUUAUGGGACACCAGGACUACGUGCGCGGUCUGGAGUUUGUCGGUCGCGAUACGCUUUUGACGGUCUCUGACGACACCACCGCGAUUGAGUGGUCGCUGACCACCGCGGAGCCGAUUCGUCAGGUGAAACUGCAUGAGGGACUUGUCAUGGCAUCCGCGACGUCCGCUGCGAAGGAUGUGCUGCUGACGGGGACAGAUGGCGGUGAGUUGCGGGCGUGGCAGCUGCCGUUCAACACGGAGAAGUGCAACAGGGAUACAACAAACGGCUAUUAA